CUAACACUAAACCUCUUAUAAGAAUGACCACCAUACCUCAUAUUUCCAAUCAUUAAAAUAUGCUCAACAAAUCAAGUUGGGUCCCUUUACAAACACACAAGAAAAAAAAGAAAAUAAUAAAGAAAGAAAGAGAGCUUCAUUGGAGCCAAUAUACUUAAUAGUACUACCACUUUUGUCUUUUGGCUCUUGCUCCUAUAAGUAUACCCUCUCAUGCUCUUUUAUUCCUUAAGAAGCUAGCUCUACUUAUAUAUUCCUAAAAUCUAAACCUCAUAUUGCGGCAACCCAUAUGGAAGAAGCAUCUUUGAUCACCUCAUAUUGUGAUCACCAAACCACCACCACCUCCACCUCCACCUCCUUCUCCACCACCAACGGCACCGCGGCCACAAAAACCUCCACUAAAAGGCCGAAAACAGAGAAAACUUGUAAUGAGGGUAGGAAAAAGAAGUGUAAAGAUGAUUUUGAAGGAAAACACCCAACAUAUAGGGGAGUAAGAAUGAGGAAUUGGGGUAAAUGGGUGUCAGAAAUCCGGGAGCCAAGAAAAAAAUCAAGGAUUUGGCUAGGAACUUUCGCCACAGCUGAUAUGGCAGCUCGAGCACAUGAUGUUGCGGCUCUAGCCAUCAAGGGUCACAAUGCAUACCUUAAUUUCCCUGACUUGGCUCAUCAACUACCCAAGCCUGCUAGUACAACUCCUAAGGAUAUCCAAGCUGCGGCUAUUAAAGCUGCGAUGGAUUUUCCCGGCUUAUUACAAUCUCAACCAUCACACUCACACCAAGCCGACUCACCAGCUACAACAGCCACUUCAUCUUCCUCCAAUUAUGAUACUUCAUCAUCAGCUUCAUCUUCUAAUUUUGAUGAUACUAUAUUCUUCAACUUGCCUGAUCUCUUCUUGGACCUUGAAAAUGCCAUUGAAUUCGGCCACUCGCUUCGUUGGCGGCUGCCUCAAGCCGAUGAACCGCCGGUUAACGCUGAAGAUCAUCAAACAGCCGAUCCAUUUAUUAUAUGGGAGUAUUAAAUUACGUUCAUUUUUAGUCUAGUUAAUAAUAAUAUUAUUGACUUUCAUCAUCAUGCCCUGCUUAGUGCUUACCCUUUUGCAAGAAACAUGGCAUAUUAGGUUUGGCAUUAAUAAUUUAAAUGUACAUUUUGCCACUUUUCAUCAAAUUAUAGACAAAAUUUCUGGCAACUUCAAAAUGGUCAAAUUUGGGAGAGCAAGAAGCUAAGCUAUCAAGUAUCAAUUGUGGCGUGUUUAUGAAGGGAUUAAGAUAUGAUGGCUAAUAUCGUGCUUCAUAAUUUUACUCUGCCAAAAUAUAUGCUAUAUUAUAAGCUAAAGGGUGUUGGCUGGCACCCCUGAUUUUCAUUUUUAACUAACUUUCGUUUUCUUACUUGUUGAGUAACUUUUGAGAAAUUGUAUGUCAGAUUUUUUUUUUUAAUCAAUUCGUCAUGGAAAAACCAAAAUAUAUAUUAUUAGGUAGAGAUUUAUGGAGUAUGUAGAAUUAAUUAGUCUUACCUUAUGUGAGAAAUAUAGAUUUAAUUAGUCUUACCUUACGUGAGAAAUAUAUUGUUGUAGAUUUAGCUCUUUUGCCUUUUCUUUUGACCUCUCCUUGAUCUUUUUCUUUGUAUAAUGCAACUACUUUGUGUACAAUUACAGUCCACUUAAUUAGAGAAUAAACAGGUUCUUUUCUAGGAGUU
Messenger RNA from Beta vulgaris subsp. vulgaris (sugar beet), 1686 nucleotides. RefSeq names its product ethylene-responsive transcription factor ERF039. Gene Ontology annotation, molecular function: DNA-binding transcription factor activity; DNA binding. Gene Ontology annotation, biological process: regulation of DNA-templated transcription. The record is from RefSeq and is a predicted model, not a curated record. Lineage: Eukaryota; Viridiplantae; Streptophyta; Magnoliopsida; Caryophyllales; Amaranthaceae. Bases 287 to 1012 code for a protein of 241 amino acids. The transcript has a single exon.